UUCAUCUCUCUUUUUGCGUCUACAUUUUUUUGCAGAUCGCAUUCAAUCGCCCGCCAUGCUCAUGACGGCGCGUUCGAAGUUCUCAAGGAGACCGCUCCGCUUUCUUCUUCCUGUCGUCGUUUUUCUCUUCGUUGCCUUUUCUUUGUCGCGUUCCUCACGCCAGUCCCCUUCCGCGUCGCCCUUUUAUUCCAAGAAGACCAAGUCGUUCUUCCCGCCCCUGAGCAGUCCCAGCAUCGGUGACCCGAAUCCCGACUUUUGUAAAGGGUUUCCUACAAAGCUUCUCGACGACAUUCAAAUUGUGCUCAAAACCGGUGCCGGCGAUGCUGCGAAAAGCAAGGCGCAUCUCGCGACUGUCACCUCCUGCAUCACUAAUCUGAUCGUCGUUUCAGACCACACGGAGAAGAUCGGCGACCACGAAGUCAUUGACAUUCUCGCAGAGCUACCUUCUUCCUAUGCAGUCAACAGCUCUGAUUUCGAGGCCUAUGCUAGGAAUAAAAAAGCGCAGGAAGAAGGAAGCGCCGUCGGCUAUUCUAGAGAAGGCUGGAAACUCGACCGCUUCAAAUUCUUGCCUAUGGUUGACAAGGCCCACGAAGUUAAUCCGCGUGCCAAGUGGUACGUCUUUUUAGAGUCGGAUGUCUAUUACUUCUGGGACACGCUCUUCCGCUUGCUGGACCAGCUCGACCCUAAUGACCCACAUUACAUGGGAUCUCCGACCGCUGGAUCUGACGGCCGGUGGUUCGCGUACGGCGGCGCUGGAUUCGUUUUGUCUCAGGGGCUGAUGAAGAAAUUAAUCCCGGACAAGGGGAAGGGAGGGUCCGAUAGCAUUGCCCACAGGCCGUUGAGCGUCCGCUACGAAGAUUGGGUGAAAGCGGACUGUUGCGGAGAUGCGGUACUGGGGUACGCAAUCUUAAAUGCAACGGGAACGAAGAUGGAAUCGCUCUAUCCGACGUUCUCCGGCGACGAGUUGAAGUCGUUGAAAGUAGACAAAGAGCGAUGGUGCGUCCCUUUGUUGUCCCUGCAUCGGGUGUCGCCGGAGCAAAUGGAGUCUCUGUGGAAAUGGGAGAGGACUCGGCCAUACACUCAAAAAACCUUCGUCUACUCCUCCCUCCUUGCCUACACCCAUUCCCACCUCCGCGACGGCCCGACCCUUGAAUUCUGGGACAAUCAUUCCGAAGCCCCGCAACCCAACGACCGUCCCUGCCACAAAUCAGCCUCAUCAUGUGGCUCCGAGUGUGCAAAAGACGCGAACUGUCUACAAUACUCGUAUUCCCAGACGGUGUGCCGAUUCGCGCCAUACAUAAAGCUAGGAAACAGCGUGGAUAAGGAGAAUGGCGGACAAGGAGAAUUCAUCUCCGGAUGGGAGCUUGAAAAGAUGGCGAAGUUGGGGUUUAAGAUUGAAGAGGAUAUUCAUGAUACUUGUGAAGAGGCUACGUGGCUUGCACCGCAAAUUCGGUGAUAAUAGGCAGGCAGAGGUAAAGACGGCGACAGUUCACUUGCAAGACAGACAUGGACUUGGGUAAGCAUGAGCAUGAGAAUACAUUGAGGAGAAUAAACACACAUGGAUGAUCGAUUGAUUGAUCUUGCUUAAAUGGAGUUUGGGCUAUAGGCUGGGACUUGCAUGGACUGUUUUGCGAUACCCACAGACUACUUAAUUAUAGUAUCUUGU
Messenger RNA from Lindgomyces ingoldianus, 1666 nucleotides. RefSeq lists its product as uncharacterized. The record is from RefSeq and is a predicted model, not a curated record. Gene Ontology annotation, cellular component: membrane. The coding region runs from base 56 to 1456 and encodes 466 amino acids. Lineage: Eukaryota; Fungi; Ascomycota; Dothideomycetes; Pleosporales; Lindgomycetaceae. The transcript is spliced from 2 exons. Gene Ontology annotation, molecular function: glycosyltransferase activity.